Pangasianodon hypophthalmus (striped catfish) is the source of this 6063-nucleotide messenger RNA. RefSeq names its product myosin-7. The transcript has 38 exons. Gene Ontology annotation, molecular function: cytoskeletal motor activity; ATP binding; actin filament binding. Gene Ontology annotation, cellular component: myosin complex. The record is from RefSeq and is a predicted model, not a curated record. Lineage: Eukaryota; Metazoa; Chordata; Actinopteri; Siluriformes; Pangasiidae. Bases 146 to 5965 code for a protein of 1939 amino acids.
UGCCGAAUUUCAAAAGCCAUGAACUGGCUAUGGUAAAAAGCUAAAAAGCCUACUUCUAUGUCAUUCUGAAUUUUUUUAAUUGCCUGUUUCCAGAGCAACAAUACCAUCCAUUUUUGCUAAGAGGGUGAACAACAGAGGCUAAAAGAUGACAGAUGCUCAGAUGGCGGAGUUUGGGGCUGCAGCCUCAUACCUGAGAAAGUCAGAAAGAGAGCGUCUUGAGGCCCAAACUCGGCCCUUUGACAUGAAAAGGGAAUGUUUUGUUCCUGAUCCAGACGAAGAAUAUGUUAAAGGAACAGUUACCAGUCGUGAUGGAGAUAGAGUUACUUGUGAAACUGAGAGAGGAAAGACUGUGACUGUCAAGGAAGCAGACAUUCAUCCUCAGAACCCGCCAAAGUUCGAUAAAAUCGAGGACAUGGCGAUGUUCACCUUCCUGCACGAACCUGCUGUGCUGUUUAACCUCAAAGAGCGUUACGCAGCCUGGAUGAUCUACACCUACUCAGGACUUUUCUGUGUAACUGUCAACCCCUACAAGUGGCUGCCAGUGUACAACCAAGAAGUUGUUCUUGCCUACAGAGGCAAGAAGAGGAGUGAAGCUCCUCCUCACAUCUUCUCCAUUUCUGAUAACGCCUACCAGUACAUGCUGGCAGACAGGGAAAACCAGUCCAUCCUUAUCACUGGAGAAUCCGGUGCUGGGAAGACUGUGAACACCAAGAGAGUCAUCCAGUACUUCGCCAGCAUCGCAGCUGGUGGUUUUAAGAGGGAUCCCAAUGACAAGAGGGGUACUCUGGAGGAUCAAAUCAUCCAGUGUAACCCUGCUAUGGAGGCUUUUGGAAAUGCCAAGACCAUCAGAAAUGACAACUCAUCCAGAUUUGGCAAGUUUAUCCGGAUCCACUUUGGUGCCACUGGCAAACUGGCCUCUGCUGAUAUAGAGACAUAUCUCCUAGAGAAAUCCCGUGUGACUUUCCAGCUCAAAGCUGAGAGAGACUACCAUAUCUUCUAUCAGAUCUUGUCUCAGAAGAAACCUGAGCUGCUAGAAAUGCUGCUUAUUACAGCCAACCCUUAUGAUUAUGCCUACAUCUCCCAAGGAGAGACUCAAGUAGCCUCUAUUAAUGAUGCUGAGGAGCUGAUGGCUACUGAUGAAGCUUUUGAUGUUCUGGGCUUCACCCAAGAGGAAAAGAACAGCAUCUAUAAGCUGACUGGUGCCAUCAUGCACUACGGCAACAUGAAGUUCAAGCAGAAGCAGAGAGAGGAGCAGGCUGAGUCUGAUGGCACUGAGGAUGCUGACAAAUCCGCUUAUCUAAUGGGCCUGAACUCCGCUGAUCUCAUCAAAGCUCUGUGUCACCCCAGAGUCAAAGUAGGAAAUGAGUGGGUCACUAGGGGCCAGAAUGUCCAGCAGGUAUACUAUGCUACUGGAGCUUUGUCAAAGGCAGUAUAUGAGAAGAUGUUCCUUUGGAUGGUUGUGAGAAUUAACCAAUCUCUGGACACCAAGCAGCCUCGCCAGUACUUCAUUGGUGUGCUGGAUAUCGCUGGCUUUGAGAUCUUUGAGUUUAACACCUUUGAGCAGCUGUGUAUCAACUUCACUAAUGAGAAGUUGCAGCAGUUCUUCAACCACCACAUGUUUGUGCUGGAGCAAGAAGAAUACAAGAAAGAGGGUAUUGAGUGGACAUUCAUUGACUUCGGCAUGGACUUGCAGGCUUGUAUUGAUCUCAUUGAAAAGCCCAUGGGUAUCAUGUCCAUCCUUGAAGAGGAGUGCAUGUUCCCCAAAGCCAGUGAUACCACAUUCAAAGCUAAGCUUUACGACAACCACUUGGGAAAAUCUGCUAACUUCCAGAAGCCCAGGAUUGUGAAGGGUAAACCAGAGGCUCACUUUGCCCUGGUUCAUUAUGCAGGCACUGUUGACUACAACAUUAACAACUGGCUGGUGAAGAACAAGGAUCCACUCAAUGAAACUGUUGUGGGGCUGUACCAGAAAUCCACCAUGAAAUUGCUUGCUCACCUUUUUGCAAAUUAUGCUGGUGCUGAUUCAGCCAUGGCAGAAGGGAGUGCAAGUGGAAAAAAGGAAAAGAAGAAAAAGGGUUCUACUUUCCAGACUGUGUCUGCCCUCCAUAGGGAGAAUUUAAACAAGCUGAUGACCAACCUGAGAUCAACUCAUCCUCAUUUUGUGCGCUGCAUCAUUCCCAAUGAGACAAAGACUCCAGGGGCCAUGGAGAAUCCUCUAGUAAUGCACCAGCUGCGCUGUAAUGGUGUGCUGGAGGGCAUCAGAAUCUGCAGAAAGGGCUUCCCUAACAGGAUCCUCUAUGGUGACUUCAAGCAACGAUAUCGUAUUUUGAAUCCUGCUGCUAUUCCUGAAGGGCAAUUCAUUGACAGUAGGAAGGGAGCUGAGAAAUUGUUGGCUUCACUGGACAUUGACCAUAAUCAGUACAAGUUUGGACACACUAAGGUGUUCUUCAAGGCUGGUCUCCUGGGUCUCCUUGAAGAGAUGAGAGAUGAUCGUCUUGCCCUAAUCAUCACUCGUUUUCAGGCUUGUGCUCGGGGUCUUCUCUCAAGAGUUGAGUUCCAGAAGAUGGUUGAACGCAGGGAUGCCUUGCUAGUGAUCCAGUGGAAUGUCCGUGCUUUCAUGGGUGUCAAGAAUUGGCCCUGGAUGAAACUGUACUUCAAGAUUAAACCCCUGUUAAGGUCAGCUGAAGCAGAGAAAGAGAUGGCCAACAUGAAGGAAGAAUUCCUGAAACUAAAAGAAGCCUAUGCUAAAUCUGAAGCCCGCAGAAAAGAACUUGAGGAGAAAAUGGUCACACUUCUCCAAGAGAAGAACGACCUGCAACUCCAAGUCCAGGCUGAGCAAGACAAUCUUUGUGAUGCUGAGGAGCGAUGUGAAGGUCUGAUUAAGAACAAAAUCCAACUUGAAGCUAAAUGCAAAGAGUUGACUGAGAGACUGGAAGAUGAAGAGGAAAUGAAUGCCGAGCUGACAGCCAAGAAGAGAAAGCUUGAGGAUGAAUGCUCUGAACUGAAGAAAGAUAUUGAUGAUCUGGAACUUACUCUAGCCAAAGUGGAGAAGGAGAAGCAUGCCACUGAGAAUAAGGUUAAAAACCUGACUGAGGAAAUGGCAGCUCUUGAUGAAAUCAUUGCCAAGCUGACCAAGGAGAAAAAAGCUCUCCAGGAAGCUCAUCAGCAAACACUGGAUGAUCUGCAGAGUGAGGAGGACAAAGUCAACACUCUGACCAAAGCAAAAGCUAAACUGGAGCAGCAAGUUGAUGAUCUUGAGGGAUCACUGGAACAGGAAAAGAAGCUACGCAUGGACCUUGAGCGAGCUAAGAGAAAACUUGAAGGUGACUUAAAAUUGACUCAGGAGAACAUUAUGGACCUGGAAAAUGACAAGCAACAGUUGGAGGAGAGGCUGAAAAAAAAAGAUUUUGAGAUCAGCCAACUCAACAGCAAAAUUGAGGAUGAGCAAGCAAUGGCAGCCCAACUUCAAAAGAAACUCAAAGAGUUGCAGGCCCGUAUAGAAGAACUUGAAGAAGAGCUGGAGGCUGAGAGAGCUGCUCGUGCCAAGGUUGAGAAACAAAGGGCAGAUUUGGCUCGAGAAUUGGAGGAGAUCAGCGAGAGGCUGGAGGAGGCUGGUGGUGCAACUGCUGCCCAGAUUGAAAUGAACAAAAAGAGAGAGGCUGAGUUCCAGAAACUGCGCAGAGACCUUGAAGAGGCCACCCUGCAACAUGAGGCCACUGCUGCAACUUUAAGAAAGAAACAUGCAGACAGUGUGGCAGACCUGGGAGAGCAAAUUGACAACCUUCAGAGAGUGAAGCAGAAGCUUGAGAAGGAGAAGAGUGAACUGAGACUGGAGCUGGAUGAUGUGGUCUCCAACAUGGAACAGAUUGUUAAAUCCAAGACAAACCUUGAAAAGUUGUGCAGGACUCUUGAGGACCAGAUGACUGAGUAUAGGACUAAAUUUGAGGAAGGACAACGCAGCAUCAAUGACUUCAGCAUGCAAAAAGCUAAAUUGCAAACAGAGAAUGGUGAACUCACAAGACAACUGGAAGAGAAGGAUUCCUUGGUCUCUCAGCUGACCAGAAGCAAGCAGUCCUAUACCCAACAGAUUGAGGAUCUUAAGAGACAACUUGAAGAGGAAGUGAAGGCCAAGAAUGCCCUGGCUCAUGCAGUGCAGUCAGCUCGUCAUGAUUCUGACCUACUAAGAGAGCAGUACGAGGAGGAGCAGGAGGCUAAGGCUGAGCUACAGCGCAGUCUCUCCAAAGCAAACUCUGAGGUAGCUCAGUGGAGGACCAAGUAUGAAACUGAUGCUAUCCAAAGAACAGAAGAGCUAGAAGAUGCGAAAAAGAAACUUGCUCAGCGUCUGCAAGAUGCAGAAGAAGCUGUGGAAGCUGUUAAUGCCAAGUGCUCCUCUUUGGAAAAGACCAAACACAGACUGCAGAAUGAGAUUGAAGAUCUCAUGGUUGAUGUGGAAAGGUCCAAUGCUGCUGCUGCUGCUCUGGAUAAGAAACAAAGGAACUUCGAUAAGGUCCUGGCUGAGUGGAAGCAGAAAUAUGAAGAGUCACAGUCUGAGCUAGAGAGCUCCCAAAAGGAGGCCAGAUCUCUAAGCACUGAGCUCUUCAAACUGAAGAACUCAUAUGAGGAGUCCCUUGAUCAUCUGGAGACCAUGAAAAGGGAGAACAAAAACCUCCAAGAGGAAAUUUCUGACCUCACUGAGCAAAUUGGUGAGACUGGCAAGAGCAUCCAUGAACUGGAGAAAAUCCGUAAACAGCUGGAGCAGGAAAAGGCAGAAAUUCAGACUGCUCUGGAGGAAGCUGAGGCAUCCCUUGAGCAUGAAGAAGGAAAGAUCUUGCGAGCCCAACUGGAGUUCAACCAGGUGAAAGCUGACAUUGAGCGUAAGCUGGCCGAAAAAGAUGAGGAAAUGGAGCAGGCCAAGCGGAAUCACCAAAGAGUGGUGGACACCCUGCAAAGCUCUCUAGAGUCUGAGACUCGCAGCAGAAAUGAGGCCCUGAGGCUGAAAAAGAAGAUGGAGGGAGACCUAAACGAGAUGGAGAUCCAGCUCAACCAGGCUAACAGGCAGGCUUCAGAGGCCCAGAAACAGCUGAAGAGUCUCCAUGGACAUAUGAAGGAUAUGCAACUGCAGCUGGAUGAUGCUCUCCGUGCUAACGAUGAUCUCAAAGAGAACAUUGCUAUUGUGGACAGACGCAACAACCUGCUGCAGGCUGAACUGGAUGAACUGAGAUCCCUGGUAGAGCAGACCGAGAGAGGCCGCAAACUGGCUGAGCAAGAAUUGCUGGAUGUCAGUGAGAGGGUUCAGCUACUGCACUCUCAGAACACUAGCUUGCUGAACCAGAAGAAGAAACUAGAGGCAGACACUUCUCAGCUGCAGACUGAGGUAGAGGAGGCUGUCCAAGAGUGCAGGAAUGCUGAGGAAAAAGCCAAAAAAGCCAUCACUGAUGCUGCCAUGAUGGCAGAAGAGCUGAAGAAGGAGCAGGACACCAGUGCUCACCUGGAGCGCAUGAAGAAGAACAUGGAGCAGACCAUUAAAGACCUCCAGCACCGUCUGGAUGAAGCUGAGCAAAUUGCCAUGAAAGGUGGCAAGAAGCAGGUCCAGAAGCUGGAAGCCAGGGUAAGGGAGCUGGAAAAUGAGGUGGAGAUAGAACAGAGAAAAGCCAGUGAAUCUGUAAAAGGAAUCCGGAAAUAUGAAAGACGGAUCAAGGAGCUUACCUACCAGACUGAAGAAGACCGCAAGAAUCUGGCUCGUCUACAAGACCUGGUAGACAAACUGCAGCUGAAAGUCAAGUCCUACAAGCGAACUGCAGAGGAAGCUGAGGAGCAGGCCAAUGCCCACCUUGGCAAGUUCCGCAAGCUGCAGCAUGAGCUGGAUGAGGCAGAGGAAAGAGCUGAUAUCGCAGAGUCUCAGGUCAACAAGAUGAGAGCCAAGAGCCGUGACAUAAGCUCCAAAAAAACUCAUGAUGAGGAGUGAAGAGCUCACUUGACUCUCUCUCAAAAGCUUGUACACUGUGAUUUAGUGCUCUUUGACACUAAAACCUGUAGCUGAAUAGAAUAAAAAUUAGCAAUGAA